GGAGCGAGCGGGCGGGAGCGCGCGCCGGGCCCGCCUCGGCUGCCGCCGCCACCGCCACCUCUACCGCCGCGGGAGAAUGAUCUGGGCGGUAGCGGGCGGCCCGGGCUAGCGGCCACGAGCCAGUUCUGCGGCUGCCCAGACAAGCAAAGGUCGCCAGCCCCGAGUGGACCCCCUCUCCGCCCCCCAGGAGGGGCGACGGGGAGCAGCUGCUGAUGUCAGAAAUACACUUUCGGGAAAUGGCCUCUAAAUCUUGGUUGAAUUUUUUAAUUUUCCUCUGUGGAUCAGUAAUAGGUUUUUUUUUAUGCUCUCAGCUAUUUAGUAUUUUGUUGGGAGAACAGGGUGACACACAGCCCAAUAUUCUUCAUAAUGAUCCUCAUGCUAGGCAUUCUGAUGAUAAUGGACAGAAUCAUCUGCAAGGACAAAUGAACUUCAAUGCAGAUUCUAGCCAACAUAAAGAUGAGAACACAGACAUCGCUGAAAACCUCUUUCAGAAAGUUAAAAUUCUUUGUUGGGUUAUGACAGGCCCUCAGAAUCUAGAGAAAAAGGCCAAACAUGUCAAAGCUACAUGGGCUCAACGUUGUAAUAAAGUGUUGUUUAUGAGUUCAGAAGAAAAUAAAGACUUUCCUACUGUGGGAUUAAAAACCAAAGAAGGCAGAGAUCAACUCUACUGGAAAACAAUUAAAGCUUUUCAGUAUGUUCAUGACCAUUAUUUAGAAGAUGCUGAUUGGUUUCUGAAAGCAGAUGAUGAUACAUAUGUCAUACUAGACAAUUUGAGAUGGUUGCUUUCAAAUUAUGACCCUAAAGAACCUAUUUACUUUGGGAGAAGAUUUAAGCCCUAUGUAAAGCAGGGUUACAUGAGUGGGGGAGCAGGAUACGUACUAAGCAAAGAAGCCUUGAAGAGAUUUGUUGAUGCAUUUAAAACAGAGAAAUGUACACAUAGUUCCUCCAUUGAAGACUUAGCCCUGGGAAAAUGCAUGGAAAUCAUAAACGUAGAAGCUGGAGAUUCCAGAGAUACCACUGGAAAAGAAACUUUUCAUCCCUUUGUACCAGAACACCACUUAAUCAAAGGUUAUCUACCCAAAACCUUUUGGUACUGGAAUUAUAACUACUAUCCUCCUGUAGAGGGUCCUGGUUGCUGUUCUGAUCUGGCAAUUUCUUUUCACUAUGUUGACUCUACAACUAUGUAUGAAUUAGAAUACCUCGUUUAUCAUCUUCGUCCAUAUGGUUAUUUAUAUAGGUAUCAACCUGCCUUACCUGAGAAUAUAUUAAAGGAAAUAAAUCAAGAAAACAAAAAUGAAGAUACAAAAGUAAAAUUAGGAAACCCUUGAAAGAAAAAUGUGAAUGAACCGAGGUAAAAUGUCCAGCAUUGCAGUGAAGAACUUCUGCAUUUCUGACAUAGAACCCUGAAAUCCCAAUGAGAAAUUCAUUCUAUGAGAACAUUCCAUAUAGAAAUCUUUCAACUGAAAGACUGUAAACUUAAGCUUUAAAUGAGCUGUGAAGUCUGUUAAAAUGUGUUUUGAUACAGUAAUAUAUAAAUAUAAAUACAUAUAUAUGAAAAAUAUGUGUUUUCUUAAGACAGUGGCAAGGUAGAAGAACUAGAAGAGAUUUUGUUGCCUGCUCCUGACUGUGUGUAAUAUUGUCACUGAAAAACUGAAACAGUUAAAUUUGCUAAAACUGCACUGUACCAUGUAACAUACACAAUGCUAAACAGAUCUGCCUUAAAUUUAGAAGGAAAUAUCGUUGCUCAGUGUUGUUUAUACUCAUUUGCUGUGUGAUAUAAAUGAAACAAUCCCACCACACAGUUGUCUAAUGAAAAUUCUGCUGUGAUUAUUUAUAAUCAGCAAUAUUUAUUCAAAAAGAAGGUAGAAUAAGAAUGGCACUUAUCCUAAAGUGCAUUAAUAAAAUUACAUUUUCAAAGUUA
Messenger RNA from Ictidomys tridecemlineatus (thirteen-lined ground squirrel), 1921 nucleotides. It is a transcript of the gene C1galt1, whose product is annotated as core 1 synthase, glycoprotein-N-acetylgalactosamine 3-beta-galactosyltransferase 1. Gene Ontology annotation, molecular function: N-acetylgalactosaminide beta-1,3-galactosyltransferase activity. Lineage: Eukaryota; Metazoa; Chordata; Mammalia; Rodentia; Sciuridae. Gene Ontology annotation, cellular component: membrane. The record is from RefSeq and is a predicted model, not a curated record.